Trichomonas vaginalis G3 is the source of this 948-nucleotide messenger RNA. RefSeq lists its product as uncharacterized. The transcript has a single exon. The annotation marks the transcript as partial. NCBI's taxonomy places the organism in Eukaryota, Parabasalia, Trichomonadida, Trichomonadidae. The record is from RefSeq and is a predicted model, not a curated record.
AUGGUUGACUCAGACUCAGACAUUUUGAAUGCAAUUGAAGGAAUUGCAAGUGUCAAGUUCGAAUGGUACCAACCUAACCCUCAAGCAGUCAGACAACAUGCUGGAUACUUCCCCUUCAUAAAUAAGUCUGACAUUGACUUGACAAGGUAUGGAAUUUACAAUUCAAUUGAAACAAUUGUCAAUGAACCUUGUAUUCUCACAUGUCUCAGGAACUCUGGUCUUGUUACAGAAGAGAAGAUGAAGUAUCUUGAGUCAUGUGUGAAGACAAGGUACAUUCUCAGAGGUCAAUUGGCAAAAAUUGCACCGUUGGCAAAUGUCAAUAUCCGAGUCAACAUACCUACAGCUAAAGGUUCUUCACAUGACGACUAUGUUGUUGAGUUCAAUUUACCAUGGUUGAAGAUUGUAAUUGUCCACAACCACUUCAUGUUGAACGAAAGUCUUACAAACCCAUUGUUCGGAAAAGGCAAGUGCAACAUUGUCAGAGCUGUAAACAUUCUUUUCGAGAAAGGUUUGUUGGAACCAAUUCCAGAUGACAAGCUGACAGAAACUUUUGUACCAAAAGACGAAACAAACUUUUCACUGUUAGCAAGACCAAAAGUUGUUCCAGACAAAGUUCUAGUACAAAAGAAGUACACAAUUCCACAAGGAGUUGGAUUGUUCGGAUACCAACCUGAACCAGAAGAACUUCCAAUGAGGUUGCAAGAACUUCAAGAUGCUAUAAAUAAACUUCCAUUGAGACAUCCAAUUGACGUCAAAUUGUAUUGGAGAGCAUCUGAGUUAGGUCAGAAGGUUUUAUAUGAAACAGGUUGCUUCGACGAUGUUUAUGAGAUAACAGGAGAAGUUUCUCAGAAGAUAAGAGACUCACUUGAAUUUCCACAAACUGGACCAAUUGGUUGCGACAAGUUCGACUCAAACGAAAAGAUAUACUAUGUCGACCUUAACGCUGCA